Manduca sexta (tobacco hornworm) is the source of this 4642-nucleotide messenger RNA. It is a transcript of the gene Fem-1, whose product is annotated as protein fem-1 homolog B. Gene Ontology annotation, molecular function: protein binding. The coding region runs from base 167 to 2143 and encodes 658 amino acids. The transcript is spliced from 14 exons. Lineage: Eukaryota; Metazoa; Arthropoda; Insecta; Lepidoptera; Sphingidae. The record is from RefSeq and is a predicted model, not a curated record.
ACUGACUUGUGCCCUGCGAAAUGUGUUCUAUCACUAUUCAGUUUUCUCUUCGUGAAUCUUGUGAAGUGUUGUUGGGUUGAUAAAAACUUCAUUUAUUAAAUUUUGUUACGUGCCUGUGUAUCGUGUUAAAAAUAAUAUAGUGUUCACAAAAACAUAGGAGUGCAUAAUGGAAGAUAAAUUAAUGUUGGAUGAUUUGACGAGCAAUUUGCGAGAACGGGUUUUUUUUGCUGCCAGAGAUGGAAUGUCUUUAACUCUUUACGCUUUGCUGUAUGAGAAGAGUACUGACGAAAUUGACGAUUUAUUGAACAGCGACGUUUGUUACGACGGAGUUAAAUGCACGCCACUGAUCGCAGCGGCGCGGCACGGGCGCGAGGGUGCCGUCAGAAUACUCCUAGAGAAGUUCAGGCCACCAGUCCGACUGGAGACAGAGGGCACAGUCAAAUUCGACGAAUAUGUCAUAGAGGGGGCAACGGCGCUGUGGUGUGCGGCCGGGGCGGGACACCUCGGCAUUGUAAAGAGGUUGGUGCGGGCCGGUGCCAACGUGAACCACGCCACCAAGACCCUCAGCACACCGCUCCGAGCCGCCUGCUUCGAUGGCCGGCUGGAUAUAGUCAAAUAUCUCGUCAGGCAUGGCGCAGACAUACACAAGACAAAUAAGUAUAACAACACUUGCCUGAUGAUCGCUUCGUACAAAGGACAUUUGGAUGUGGUCCAGUUCCUGCUGGACGCGGGCGCGCGCGUGGACGAGCGCGCGCUGUGCGGCGCGACGGCGCUGCACUUCGCCGCCGAGUGCGGACACGCCACCGUCGUCUGCGCACUGCUCGACCACAACGCGAAAAUACUCACCAAUGAAAAUGGUAUGACGCCACUGCAGUGCGCGGCGGAGCGUGCGCGUGCGUCGGUGGUGGAGAUACUAGCCGCGCGCCCCGACGUCACUCGCGCGCAGGCCAUCGAGGCCUUCGAGCUGCUCGGCGCCUCCUUCGCUAACGACAAGGAGUAUUACUGUCUGAGGAUGGCGUACCAGUAUCUACACAGAGCGAUGGCGAUGCGGUACGACACGCGCUACGGGCUGCUGCUCAAGAAGCCGGCCGAGCCGAUACCGGCUUACGAUAAUUGGAGGGAGACCACCACGUUAGAGGAGGUGGAGCGGCUGAGCGGCAACGCGCACGCGCUGCACAUGGAGGGGCUGUGCGUGCGCGAGCGCGUGCUGGGCGCGGCCUGCCCCGACCUGCCGCACCCCAUCGUGUUCCGCGGCGCCGUGUUCGCCGACGAGGCGCGCUUCGACCGCUGCCUCGCGCUGUGGCGCCACGCGCUGCACCUGCGACACCAGAACGAGGUGUCCGUCGUAAAAGACUUGCUCAGAUUUGCUCAAGUUUUCUCACAAAUGAUACACAUCGGGAUAGAACUACCUCUAAGCCAAGUUUGUUACGUUCUCGAGGCGUGCGCGGAGGAGUUGCGGCGAGGCAUGAAGAGGAUGGAGAAACCGCAGAUAAUACACGACCCAGAUACACUCGUGGAGGAGUACGAGAGUAACGUCCGGACCGCGCUGUACCUGGUGGCGGUCGCCGCGAGGCUGCUCGACAACGCCACCAACAGCGAGCAAGACACAGCAUGUUCGAUCCGGAGAGCGAUAUUCCGGCUUCGUAACGUGCGCAUGCGCACCGGACAAACGUUGUUGCACAUGGCGGCGGACAGGAGGACGCCUGUAGACGAUUUCCACACGAGCGACGUAUGCCAGUUCCCGUGUGCACGCACGGCGCGGCUGCUGGCGCAGUGCGGCGCGAGCGUGGACGCGCACGACGCCGUGCGCCGCAGCCCGCUGCACGUCGCGCUGCUCGCCUACCAGCUCGCCACCGGUAACUCAGACGAUAGAGAGCAGUGGAACGAAGCAUUAUGCGCGGUGGUGUGCGAGCUGCUCAGUAGGGGAGCGCACGUCGACGCCAUGGACGUAGACGGGAUCACACCACUUGUAGCAUCUAUUGGAGGUCCCGCGGAGUCUCUCGUCCGGGCAGCGCUGCGGCCGCGCCUGGCGUGCCUGGCCGCGGCCGCGCUGGCGCUGCACGGCGCGCGCUUCCGCCCCGACCAGGUGCCGCGCGACCUGCACGCCUUCCUGCUGAUGCACGGCGUGCCGCCGCUCCACUAGCACGCGCCCCCCCUCCCCAACACGCCCGAACACCCCGCCGUAGCCAAACUUGUCAACAUGUUUCGUUUCCUCUACGCGUGGGAUUCGAUAUAAGGCUACAAACUGCAAUGACUGUGGGAUACAAUGUAGGCUACACUGGGCCGCAAUGACUAUCCCUAUGUGGGUGGAAGUGCGUGUAUUCUCAAUUGAGCUAGUUUAUUCGUUUUUUUAUUUAGACGUUGAACAACGUUUUGGAAUUUGUUUGUUUUCAACGUCGAUUACGAAGACACCAUUAAAUAUUCGUUGAAUAUCGAUUAAAAUGUACGACGUAAUGAAGUAUCGAGGAAGUCAUUUCUGAGCAUCGAUUAAAAAUGUAAGUAGUUUACGAUACGCUAAGAUUUUUCUAUCCUUUAUUUAGCCUGUUUACGAUUAACUAUUGUAGCUAAUUCGAUAUAAGCUAAUAUGCUAUAAAAUAAGCUUAGCAAGGGCAGAGAUCAAAAACAUUUUGAAUUGCAUUGUAUUACGGCCUAAAGUGCAUUUAUGUCCCCUGUCUAUCUAGUCAUUCGCGCAAACUCCUUUGUCUUCCAAUUAUCGAUACUUUUAUAUCGAAUUAUCGAUGUUUAGAAUUGACCUCCUCGACGCCGGUUCUAGUUUGGAAUCGAAAUAUGGCGUUUAUAAAAAAAUAAAAUGAACACAGGGCUCCAAUGUGUUCAGACGAUUUUGUCCAAUCGAUGGCUCAAAUAUUUAUAUGAAUUAUGUCGAUAAAACGUAUCGUAGGGGACGUAUUGUGAUAAUAAUAUAGAUUAAAUAAUGUAUAGAUAUUAAGGUUAAGACUAGAGAGCGUGCAGACGGGUUGCAGUAUACAUGGAAUUGCUAUGUUUGUAGGUAAAUGUAGAUAUUGUACAAAUAUAGAAGGUUAUCUCGAUUAUUGUAGAAUAAAUUACGUCAGUAAAUAGUAAAUACAAAUUCACAAUACAUAAAAAAAUUUCAUAUAGUAAGUAAUUCCUUAAUCAAUACCGAUAGCGAAUACUGCUUCCUAUCCUAUAAAAUCGUUUAGAAUCGAUACAAAUCGAGUUAGCGACCCGUCUACGCCACUCUUGAAAUGCGCUGAGUGCCUUUGCAAAGGCAAGAAUUCGAUGUAAAAUUAAAUAUUUUUUCUCUAUUUUGAUGUAUAGAGAUUAAUGAUUAAUAACAAUCAUCUAUGGAUUGCUCUGUAUAUAUUUAUUUGUAGAUAAACAAUUUGAUAAUACGCACACGUAUAGGUAAAGGAUUGUAGAAAAUAUUCAUAAGGAAACACCCGUUUAACUAACAAGUCUUUUCCAACAUUAAAAACGUAGUAAAGUUAUGAUACCUAUUGUAGAGUAUGUUAUGAAAUGACCCCCUUCAUAUUUAAAAUCUUGUUUAGUUUAAGACCCUGUUCAGAUGAAUGCAAGUAUUUUGUAAGUGUAACGCACGGCUCAGUAUGUAAACACCUCGAUCAAAAUACACGUACAUAAUUUUUAAUGCGCAUCUGCUUGUCAUAUAAACAGGGUCUAGUAGUAGUACCGCCAGACUGCUAGACAAUCGAUUCGAAAUUGUAUCGAUAACAUUUUCGACAUGGACUGCUAUACAAUCGAUUCGGAAUUGUAUCGAUAUGAUUUUUUAUAUGAAUUCAUCUUAUAGAUAAAAAUAUACUCUGACAAAUAGAUUUAAACGGGUGUUUCGACCGAGUGGCCUACAACGAUUUCGAUAAAUUGUUAGUUACUAACAAGAAAUUCUAGUCAAUAUGUAAAAAUGUUUAAUAUCUAUCAACUAUGUUGUUCCUAUAUUUUAUUUUUUAUUUAAUACCAGUCUGAAGCCUAUUAAUAAGUAGCAAUACGCGAAUUUAUUCCCCGUGAUAUAUUAUUUGCUAUCUAUAUUAGAUUUUAAGGCGGCUGACACUUCUUUCUACAUUAUUCUUCUAUAGAUUUCCGAGCAGCGAAUAGUUGUAGAUUGUAAAUUCGAUUUCUGAUAAAUAAAUAUUAAAUAACUAUGUCAUGGGAUCUAUCUUUAGCUUUUCAAUACGUGUUCAAAUCGAUAGUUUGGCGAGAUUAUAUCGAUAAUGCUCAUUUCGAUUUAUCGAUAUCCGUUAUCAGAAAGCUAUCCUGUUACUAUCGAUGGGAUUCUUAUCAAAAUUAUUAAUCUGUUGUAUGAAUAGUUUUCGAUAUUAAAUAAUUUCGUAUUUUGCAUUAAUCGAAAUUUCGCGCUUCGGUUAUCGAUGUAAAAAGAAAAACAUGUCAACUAUAAUUUCACCACUCUUUUCGACUUAUUAUAUUGCAUAUCAAACGAAGCCUCGUAUGAUGAUGUCGUUUUAUAAAAAAAAAUGCUAGAAAAUGAUAAUAGAUACAUAAUCCAAAUUAAAAAUGACAUUAACGGGUAUCCAGAGUUAAUUUGUGGGUUACAUCAAGGGAUGGGACAAAAUAUUUAAAAUAGCAGCUUUAUCGAUAGAUUAGAAAACAUAUCGAUCAUCACACGAGGCACUACUCUAAUGCAUGCCAUAGC